Messenger RNA from Impatiens glandulifera, 913 nucleotides. RefSeq lists its product as uncharacterized. Bases 111 to 770 code for a protein of 219 amino acids. The transcript is spliced from 2 exons. The record is from RefSeq and is a predicted model, not a curated record. NCBI's taxonomy places the organism in Eukaryota, Viridiplantae, Streptophyta, Magnoliopsida, Ericales, Balsaminaceae.
AGGUAGAUUUUGAUAUAAGUCAGUGGUUUCUUUCUUCACAGUUGGUCCUUCCCUAUUAUCAUCGCUCCUCUCUCUUUCUCUCGUGUGCAGCAGUUGCUACUUGCUCUACAAUGGCGAUGACUACGUGGAUUCUUCUCGUCCCUAUCAUCCUCUCCGCUGCUUUACAGACUAGAGGAAAAGUGACAGAUAAUCCAGCAGAUCAGCUCGUAGAUGUAUUGAACAGUAACAGGACAAACCAUAAACAAGCAGCAUUAUACGAUAAUCCGGGUUUGGCUUGCUUAGCUCUGCAGUACAUUAAAGCGUACGAAGGAAACUGCGACGAAGUAGGAGGGUCUAACGCUAAGAGACCCCAAGAUUCUGCAUUUGCCGAUACUUUUGCACCAAACUGUGGUGUACAGGUCUCGACCCUUUCUCAAAUUACUGGUCGGUUGCUUGGAUGUCAGACCAAAUAUGUUGUUCCUUCUCAAGCUUUCAAUGAUAUUCUGAUGAAGAACAACAAGAGCUUGGAGAUUCUCUAUGAUAAGAACCACACUCAGGUGGGUGCAGCUGUUAGUGGAUCGAACCCCAGUUCUCCCUAUUUCUGGUGCAUUUUAUUCAGCAAUGGACAAACCAACAGCAGCUUUGCUUUGGAAGGUGGUGUGGUGAAGGUCACUAGACCUGGAUGCUUCAGCGGUGCUAAUGAUGUUUGUAGUGGCGCUUAUCGGUUUGGUCGUUUCCUCUGGCCUAUAGGAGUCGUUAUUGCAAUGAUUUUUAGCGUUGGUGUAAUGUAAUUGGAUGUCGAGAAGUGAUCGAUUUCCUGUUGAUAGUUGAGUUUGCACUUUGUACCACGUUCUCUAAUUGGUAACUUGUUUUGUUACCAAUUAUUUUUUUCAUGAUGAUCAUAAUAUGCUACCUUUGUUAUUUGUUUGUAAAA